Messenger RNA from Chlorella variabilis, 1455 nucleotides. RefSeq lists its product as hypothetical. The record is from RefSeq and is a predicted model, not a curated record. The transcript has 6 exons. NCBI's taxonomy places the organism in Eukaryota, Viridiplantae, Chlorophyta, Trebouxiophyceae, Chlorellales, Chlorellaceae. Bases 1 to 1455 code for a protein of 484 amino acids.
AUGGCCCGGGGUGGCGAGGGCAGCGAGGGUGGCAGCCGCAACAAGGCUGCAAGCCCCGCCGCCGCCGGCGGCGCCACGUCGCAGCCGGGCAGCAAGUCCAGCACCGCGGCCGACCUGCAGGCCACCGCCGGACUGCUGGUCACAGGCGGCAAGCUGGUGGGAGCGGUCACAGCACUCGGCGUCAGCAGCGUGGGCAAGUGGCUGUCCUCUGGCGGCCCAACCGCCCUCCAGGAGUGGGGCCAGGCUGUGGGAGAGAGCCUGGAUGUGGCUGGCAGCGACCUGAACAGGAAGCUGGAGGGGCUGGGGCAGAACCUGGGGGAGGCGGCAGAGGAGCUGGGCAGCAGCAUUGCGGCCGCCAACGAGCGCACCGCCCAGGAGGCUGAGAAGGGGGCGCAGAACUGGGGCCAGCUGACGCGGGAGGUGUCGGCGGCGCUGGAGCCGGGCCGCGCGGCGCAGCCCGCCGAGGACGCGGCGGCGGCGGCGGCGGCGGUCAAGAGCUCGGUGGACGGCCUGCUGGCGGCGCCCAAGCAGCCCACAGGCGGGCUGAGGCUGGUGGGGCGGGACCCUUCGGCCUUCAUGGAUUGGUUCCUGUCCCGUCCCGGCAGCUCCGACGACCUCGCCGGCCUGGACGGCGGCGAGAGCAAGGGCGCAGCGCCCGCGCCUGCCGCGCCCGCCGCCGCCGCCGCCCCGCCGCCCGCCGCCGACCUGCUGGUGCAGCAGCAGCAGCGCGCGGCGGCGGCGGCGCUGGAGGCUGCUGCGGAGAAGGAGCGGGCGGAGGCGGCGCGUGCCGCGGCGGCCGAGGCGGCGGAGCUUGAAAGAAAGGCAGAGCGGGCCAGGAGGGAGGAGGAGGCGCGGCAGAAGAAGGAGCAGCGGGAGGCGGAGCAGGCGGCGGCGGCCAGGAAGCGGGAGGAGGAGAAGGCGGCGGCGGCCGCCGCCAAGGCUGCUGCGCAGGCGGCCAAGGCGGCGGAGAAGGCGGCGGGGGCGGCGGCGGCGGCGGGUGGCGCUGGGGAUGACCAGCGGCGGCCCAGCGAUCACGUAGCCUACCUCAGCGCACCCAUGGGCGGCGGCGGCGGCGGCGGCGGCGGCCAGGCGGGCGCAGGCGGCGCGCCCAAGCAGGCCGCCGGCGCCGGCGUGGCGGGCGCCGCCGCGGGCGCCGCGGCAGGCGCGAAGCUGGCGGCCGCCGUCGGCGGCGGGUCUGGCGGCGAUGGCGGCUCAGGCGGCGGCGGCGGCGGCGGCGGCAGUGGCGGCGGCGGCUCCUCUGGCGGCGGCGGCGGCGAGGCCUGGUGGUCCUCCCGCUGGUUCCGCCUGCUGGUGAUUGCGCUGGUGCUGGGUGGCACCUACCUGUACAGCAACGACCUGCCGCCCGUACCGCAGAUCCGACAAAAGGUCGCCGACCUGCGGAGCGGCGGCACCAGCACCGCCGCCGCCGCCACCGCCAAGGCGCGCCGCCGCUGA